UCUUUUGAAAGGUGCAGACGGAAGCAGUGCCCAGCUGGCUUGACGUCUGCCUCACCUACAACUUGGUGCGGUCAUGGCGGGGCGGGAACGGGUCGUUGACCUUCUCAGGCAGCUCCAGCGUGCGUCGUGCAGGUGUCCCGCUCACUCCAGCACCUUCCACCAAGGUGGAGCUGCAACAUGCAUCGUCCAGAAAACAGACUACGCCUUUGAGAUGGCAAGCUCCAACAUCAGAUAUGGACAAGGAGUCAGCCGAGAGAUUGGCUUGGACCUUCAGAAUCUUGGAGCCUGGAACGUCUGUGUGAUGACGGACAAGAACCUGUCCCGACUCCCCCCGGUGAAGUCUGUCCUGGAUUCUCUGACCAAGGCUGGAGUCGAGUACAAAGUCUAUGAUAGCGUCCGGGUGGAGCCCACCGACACCAGUUUCAAAGAGGCCAUCUUGUUUGCUAAGAGCAACUCCUUUGAUGUGUUUGUGGCGGUGGGCGGCGGCUCUGUGAUUGACACCUGUAAAGCUGCCAACCUGUAUGCGUGUCACCCUGACGCCGACUUCCUGGACUUUGUCAAUGCUCCGAUUGGUAAAGGGAAGCCGAUCACCAGAGUGCUGAAGCCGCUCAUCGCAGUUCCUACGACUGCAGGCACCGGCAGUGAGACCACCGGAGUCGCCAUCUUCGACUUUGAGCCUCUGAAAGCCAAAACAGGUAUUGCCAGCAGAGCCAUCAGACCCACGCUAGGCAUCGUGGACCCGACGCACACACUGAGCAUGCCCGAGAGGGUGGCUGCCAACAGCGGCUUCGACGUGCUCUGUCACGCCCUGGAGUCCUACACCGCCCUACCCUACAACCAGAGGACGCCCUGCCCCCCCAACCCCAUCGACCGCCCCGCCUACCAGGGCAGCAACCCCAUCAGCGAUGUGUGGUCCCGCCACGCCCUCCACAUUGUCGCCAAGUACAUAAAGCGAGCGGUGCGGGACCCUGAGGACCUGGAGGCACGGUCCAGCAUGCACCUGGCCAGCGUGUUCGCCGGGAUCGGCUUCGGAAAUGCUGGAGUCCAUCUGUGCCACGGGAUGUCGUACCCGAUCUCCGGUAACGUGAAGACUCACUCAGCCAAGGGUUACAGUGUGCAGCACCCCCUGGUGCCUCACGGCCUCUCAGUUGUCCUCACGUCUCCGGCCGUGUUCAGCUUCACCGCCCCCAUGUGUCCAGAGCGCCACCUGGAGGCUGCAGAGAUCCUGGGUGCAGAUAUCCGGCAGGUGAAGAGGGAGGAUGCCGGUGCUGUCCUGGCCGACACGCUGCGCCGUCUCCUAUUUGACCUGCAGGUGGAGGAUGGACUGGGAGCUGUGGGAUACAGUAGAGACGACAUCCCUGCCCUGGUGAAGGGAACUAUCCCUCAGGAGCGAGUGACCCGGCUGUGUCCCCGCCAGCACACCGAGGACGACCUGUCCCAGCUGUUCGAAGCCUCCAUGAAGAUCUACUGACACCACACACCUGUUCAACAGGGUUUGUGGGUGAAAAUGAUCCCAGGUCUGUUCUGGGCUGAGCUGCUGCCUUUUCGGUCUCACCUGCAUCUUCCAUCACUAUGUUGGUCUUUUAUCAGCAAUCACAUUAUGAUUUUCUGCUUCAGAGAGACAUCUUCACUAAAGAGCCACUUACUGGCUUUUCCUCUAGCUUUCAGCUGCAUCUCAGCAGAGAUCUCCUCAGGUCGCAUUCAUGUGAAAGCAGCAGGUUAAAGUACGCAGAGGCUGAGUGAAGAUAAUUCUGUUAAUCAGUGGUGCAGCCUCCAUUUAUUUUUAAGAUUGAUUAAUCAUUUGGAAUCAGUUUUCCUAAAGUCCAAGGAGACGUGUCCAAACGUUCGAAGUGUCCUGUCGAACACAACAGAAAAGCAACUAAAUGAUUUCACUGAUGAAUCAGUUGCCAACAGAUGAAUUUCCUGUCAGUCAACCAAGUGUUGCAGCUUCCUGUUAGAUUUCCUCACCGAUGUAAACAGAUGUGUUGUCUGCUGCAGGAGCUCAUUAAACAUCUGGAUCAGCUGGGCGGUGGAGGGUCAUUCUUCACAAACAUCAGGGGUCCACUUACUGCCUUUGCAUCGCAGCUUUCAGUCUUUUUCGUGUUGUUCAGUG
Messenger RNA from Monopterus albus (swamp eel), 2113 nucleotides. RefSeq names its product alcohol dehydrogenase iron containing 1 (gene adhfe1). The transcript is spliced from 14 exons. NCBI's taxonomy places the organism in Eukaryota, Metazoa, Chordata, Actinopteri, Synbranchiformes, Synbranchidae. Gene Ontology annotation, cellular component: mitochondrion. Bases 74 to 1471 code for a protein of 465 amino acids. Gene Ontology annotation, molecular function: alcohol dehydrogenase (NAD+) activity; metal ion binding. The record is from RefSeq and is a predicted model, not a curated record.